AUGACUUACCAUUUCGAAGUUGUCUGGGUACCGGGCCCGUCACAGAUAAGAGACUAUUUAUCCAGACACCCAAUCAAACGAGAAUCAGUCUAUAGCAUCGCCGAGAAUUAUGUGAAUUUCAUAGUAAACAAUGCGCUUCCUAAAGCUGUGACAUUAGUGGAUAUUGCACGUGCAACGCAGGACGACUGUGUCUUACAGUGUACGAUAAAAGCAAUGAAAUCAAAUGAUUGGAAAUUACAAAAGUGUGCAGUUGAUGAUUCGUUUAAGUGCUACAAAAUGUUAUCUAAAGAACUGUCUGCGCUUGACACAGAAAACGGACAAGUACUGCUACGUGGUAGAAGACUGUACGUGCCAACAAAAUUUCAGCGACAAGUGUGUAAAUUAGCACAUCAAGGACAUAUCGGUCGUGUGAAAACAAAGGCUUUAUUACGUGAAACUUGCUGGUUUCCGUACCUGGACAGACUAGUUGAUCAAGAAAUCAGGGAAUGCGUAUCAUGCCAAACAACAACGAAACAAACAGUGCCAGAUCCUAUCAGAAUCUCGGAAUUACCAAAUUCUGUGUUUUCGGAAGUUUCUGUUGAUUUUUGUGGACCCUUUUCAGCAGGAAUUUAUUACAUGGUAAUCAUUUGUGAUUAUUCGAGAUAUCCUAUUGUUGAGAAACUGACAAGUCUUACGGCGAACACAGUCAUUAACACAUCAGAGUCAGUUUUCGCGAUGUUCGGGUAUUGCCAAGUGCUUCGAAGCGACAACGGUCCUCCGUUCCAAAGCCAUGCAUACAAAAAGUAUGCAAAGCAUGCAGGAUUCAAGCAUAGGAAAAUAACUCCGCUGCACCCGAUGGGUAAUUCUAUAGCACAAUCUUUCAUGAAACCGCUCUCAAAAGCAAUCAAAUCUGCCGCAAUUUCUGGAAAUAGUGUAAAAGAUGAAAUAACAAGUUUCUUGCUGAACUAUAGAAACGCACCUCACAGUACAACACAGCCGUCUCCAGCUGAGAUAAUGUUCGGACGUAAACUAAACACAAAACUACCAAAAUUCACGGGGAAAGUCAAAGACAAAUAUAUCAGACAACGAUAUAAGUUUGUUAAAAUGAAAAACAAAAAGUAUGCUGACAAAUCACGACAUGCUCAGCACCGUGAUGUGGGAGUUGGAGACAAAGUACCUUUGCGACGUGAAAACUACACGAAAAAUCAAACACCGUAUCAUCCGAUCCCCGGAGAAAUUGUAAAAAGGAAAGGUUCGGCAAUAACAAUUAACUUGAAUGGAAAGUUAAUUACACGAGACAUAUCAAAAUUUAAAGAGUUUCAUGGACAAAUCAAGGAUGUUAAUAAGGAGGAGUCGUCACCGACGUAUACUGGUUUACGACGAUCGCAACGUCCACGACGUACAAAAGUACCUUUUGACAUAUGA
Mercenaria mercenaria is the source of this 1404-nucleotide messenger RNA. RefSeq lists its product as uncharacterized. The coding region runs from base 1 to 1404 and encodes 467 amino acids. The transcript has a single exon. Gene Ontology annotation, biological process: DNA integration. Lineage: Eukaryota; Metazoa; Mollusca; Bivalvia; Venerida; Veneridae. Gene Ontology annotation, molecular function: nucleic acid binding. The record is from RefSeq and is a predicted model, not a curated record.